Zea mays is the source of this 744-nucleotide messenger RNA. Its product is annotated as chaperone protein dnaJ 1, mitochondrial-like. The record is from RefSeq and is a predicted model, not a curated record. The transcript is spliced from 4 exons. Bases 297 to 713 code for a protein of 138 amino acids. Lineage: Eukaryota; Viridiplantae; Streptophyta; Magnoliopsida; Poales; Poaceae.
GCUCUAGCUUUACUUUACCAAGUUGGGCUAGGCCCGCCGCUAGUUGGGCAACUUGAAAACGGCCGGAGCUCGAUGCGUUUUAGACAAUCUCCACCUGCCCACCUGCAACUGCAAGCGGAUGCACCGCCGCCUUGCCACCGCAGCCGCAUCGCCCGCGCUCCGGCGCUUCUCGCACCACAGCGUCCCUAUAGGGAACAGUGCCAGGUGUAGAAGAGCUAAGAAGCGGUCUUGCUCUUGCUGGAGACGCUCCGGCAGCUGUGGAUAUAGCGCAUCCGUGGCCGCAGUGGGUUGCGCUGAUGGAACUCCUCCUCCGUCGGGGCCAUGUUGACCCCUCCGCCUUCGCCGCCGCCUCGCUGUCUUCUAAGCAUGCCAACGCUGUCCGCACCGCCUGCCUCCGAUUCGGGCGCCAGCGACCGGAGCUCAUCCGGCAUAUAUCAAGAUGUGAUAUUCAGGUUGCCCUACGAUGUGGUUGUCCCAGCAUUGACAGGAAGGUUGUAAACUCUGGGAAGCGACUGCGGGCUUAUGUAGGGCUUGUUGAAGGAGAGCUUGCAAAGAAGCUUCAUCCAGACACGAAUAAAGGUGAUGCGGAUGCAGAACCGAAGUUUCAAGAGGUUCAGCGAGCUUAUGAGUUCUUUAGGAACAUUUUCAGGGAUAGGGAUUUUGGAAGCCAUGAUAUUAAGGUGAUUUCUGCACUCAUUUUCGCUGUACAUUAAGCUAUACCCUGUGAAUUGCGGUUCCAUUCCC